Messenger RNA from Schistosoma bovis, 3152 nucleotides. NCBI's taxonomy places the organism in Eukaryota, Metazoa, Platyhelminthes, Trematoda, Strigeidida, Schistosomatidae. The record is from the annotation of a GenBank genome assembly.
AAGAGAAAGCUUUUUCUAUUAUUUUUAGAGUCAUUUGAUCACUUAAAAGCGCUCUAUAUGAGCUUGCGCUACCAUGUGGAGCUAACAUUUGCUAAAUUAUACCUUUUCUCCAUAAAUGAAACUUGUCAAUUUGAAGACCAUUCCAUUGAUAAGCAUCGCAAGCGUUUUGCAUAGUCAGUAAAGUAUGAUGACAAAGAAGAAAAGUAGUUCAUCGGUUAUCCUUGAACUGAAAGAAUUAGUUGAUCAUAUCAAUAACACUAUUCCUGAUGUCCCAGGAAAACAACGUCUAGUUAGAAUGUGUCAAAAAGAGACGACUCAUUUUGAGUCGUUGCCGUCUGACGUAGCCGACGAUUCAGCUGUUUGUUCCAAUUUGCCAUAUUUCAAAGCGAUAACCACAAUAGCCAAUUCUUAUGGUAAUCGUCUUGUGGAUUUAUUAUGUCGUUAUCGUCUACCGUUGGAAUCAACUGUCAACAGUAGUAUUCAUGUACAGCAGUUUGAUGAUGAUGAUGAUAAUCACAAUAAUGUUGGCAGUUCUCUUAAUGCGAUUCAUUCAAAUAGUAAUGAUUAUUUAUUACGAUGCGAUAAACAAGACUCUCUGCUCGUUGAUUUAAUAUGUACACAAUCAGAUGAAGGUAUCGAUGAUUUUUCACGAUCUAGAACCUGUUAUGGUAAUGCAGAUGAAGCUAGUCUAUGGGCUCCUGCUUUGUGGAUUAAAGUUGUGACUCGUGAUUCAUCUCGUCUUAAUAAUGCUUGGCGAGGUGAAGCUUCUUCAAAACAUGUAGCUUGUUUGGGACGUCAAGCGGAAGAAUUAGUCCUAGCAUCUCACUGGUAUCAACGAGGUCAACCGAAAUAUUGGAUUCGUGUAAUCGUACAUUGGCUACCACAUGGAUCUUUCUGUGCUGAAAUCAAUGAUAUAGAUUCAGAUUUACGUGAAUAUCUUCAGAAUAUUGAUGUGACAUUACUUACUGGUUCUAAUCCAUGGAUUAAUAACUGUGAUAUUCCUGCUAUCAUUUUCAAAAGUCCUAACUAUACUGUAUCUCUUAGAAAUUUAAUCUUACCUGUAUAUAAAUUCAAGAAAUUUUUAAAUAGUUUUACUGAAUACGAUAACACGUCUGGUGAUUUCAAACAAUUCAAAUUUGAAGCUAUAGAAAAGAUACUGUCAUUGUUGAAUAGAUUGUACAAAACAGUUAAUCACGAAGAACAGAAGGCCAGUAUUCUUACUGAUGAAACGUUAUUGUUUGAAGUGGAUGAUUCAUUGAAUUCCUUUAAAAUUACUUAUCCAAUGGAUGCAGUUUUACAGAAAUGUGCAUUAUGGCCAUUUCUAAUAGAUUCUUAUGGUCGUGUAGAUGAAGUAAAUCGUAUAAAUUUGGAUGUUUCAGCUUUGAUUGCUUUUGUCUCUGAACUGUCACAAUUCAAUCCAAUAUAUUCUCCUACUGAUCAAUUGAUAUCAAUUGACAAUAAAGAUAAUCAUGCCGAAGCUGUAUCUGAUAAAAUUCUAGAAUGUUUACAAUCAGUAGAAAGACGUACACAAUUACUGUUGAACCAUCCUCCACUGAAACCAGAAAAAUUCGAAUGGCUAAUAGAAUCUGAAGCUGAAGUACCAGUACUUCUAUCGAUGGAUAAAUAUCUUCGAGGCAAAGUACCCGUUGUAUGCUUAAGUGCUGUUCAUUCAUUUUUAAAUAUUCUUGCCUUAAUAUCUGGACCAAGUGAAUGGAAACGUGGAAUUCGAUUAAUUAGUCACUUAGUUAUAUUACCUGAUUUAAAUUCAUCAGGUGAAAUAAUUUCACCAUUUAGUAAAACAAGAGAAUCUAAGAGUUCCAAUUAUUUAUUAACUCAACGUAUCAUGGAAUUCGGCAAUGUAUUAGAAGCGCUGACAAUAACAUCCAAUGCUGGUUUCCUAAGAUCUGUUCGUAAAUCAGUAAAUGAUUGCGUACCAAACAGGCACCGAAGCAAAGGUUAAAUAUCUUGGAUCUCAGUGAAAAUGAUGAAUACUUAGCCUACGGUGUGUAGACCUUUCUCCAGCAAAUAAGGUAAAUCUAAGAUUAGUUAACUGAUUUGCAAGUAGUCUAAUGACUUUUCCAAAUCGAAAUUCCCUGGAACAGAUAAUCAGUAUCAUUUAGUCUUGGGUUUCGACUCUUGAUCUACUAAUUUCAACAUAGUUGACAUCCACUUGUUUGGUGUUUGUUAGCUAACCUAGGUAUAGGGAUUCAUUUACUUGGCCUCAAACAAUACUUGAUGCUUAGGAGAUGUUAAUGUCACACGACUGCCUGAACUACAGUAGUAGGUGGGGGUUGAAACUCUCGGCUGAGAGUUCGUCUCUUUUACCACUGAACCACCACUCUACUGAUAGGUUUCAAUGAGAUAAAUGAGUCGUGCCUUUUCCAAAAGCUAUAGAUCGAUCGUAAUAACAGCUUUCAGUGAAUUUGUUACAUGUUCUUCAGUUUACACCAUAACAAUUUUCUUAAAAAUUUUUUUUGCACGAAUACUUUCUUCAUCAAGUUACUUAUUUGUGUACUUUUCUUCUUAACUUUUAUUUUGCCCUCCCCCUUGAAAAAUUAAAUGAAAAUAGAACCUUAGAUAUUCGGCAUUGUUGCUGCCUGCUCGUGCUCUAACAGAAACCACCCCACGUAAUGUUGGAUCAUCUUCAUGAAGUGAAUUGAUUUGACCAGAAAAAUUUCCACUCGAUUUUCUCUAUUUUCUGUCCGUGUUAUCUAAAAAGAAGUCUAUUUUCAUUAUGUCAAUCAACAUACUUUUUUUCAAGAAUACUUUCUGUGUAUUCUUUAUUUUAUUUACAUUUGGCAGUGAGUAACAUGCUCUUUUUUAGAAAGAAUGUUUUGCGAUCAGUAAUUAGCAUUUAUUAGGGCUUGUGUUCAAAUAACAAAAGUAACUCACUCCAUCAAAAGUCCUUCUGAUGCUUGUUAUUACCACUGUCAUAUUCUUUUUAUCUAGAAAUCUAUUAUUCGCCAUUUCUCAUACUCGUCAUAUAAACACAUUUCUUUUGUAUAUUUUAAACUUUGGUUUUGCAUAACGCAACCUCUCAUCUAACUCCUGAAACUGUAUUCCUAUUUCUAUCUAUUUAAUAGACUCGUUUAUUUUGUUAACGUCAAAUACAGUUUAACAGCUACUGAGUAAAAUAAUAUUGUCAAACAGGA